Messenger RNA from Geosmithia morbida, 1188 nucleotides. RefSeq names its product aminoacyl tRNA synthase complex-interacting multifunctional protein 1. The transcript has a single exon. The record is from RefSeq and is a predicted model, not a curated record. Gene Ontology annotation, molecular function: tRNA binding. Gene Ontology annotation, cellular component: methionyl glutamyl tRNA synthetase complex. Lineage: Eukaryota; Fungi; Ascomycota; Sordariomycetes; Hypocreales; Bionectriaceae. The coding region runs from base 1 to 1188 and encodes 395 amino acids.
AUGGCCGCCUUCACCUCCCAGACCUACACCCCGACCGAGGAGACCGAGAUCCAGCAGUGGCUGACGACGGCGGAGCGCCUCAAAGCCGCCGACAAGGACGCCCGCAGCCCUAUCCUCGACGCCCUCAACGCCCACUUGUCCAGCCGCGCCACCCUGCUCGGGACCAAGCCCAGCACCGCCGACGUGGCCGUCUACGAGACGCUCGCUCCCCUGGUGGCUACCUGGACACCUGAGGAGCGCUCCGGAGAGGCCGGCCACCCCCACAUCGUCCGCCACAUCGACUUCGUCCAGAACUCCCCCCGCUUUGGACUGGCCGUUGCCGACGCCGACAAGGUCUCCGUCGACCACGAUGACGUUCGUCAUGUCAAGAAGCCCGUCGACGCCAAGGCCGAGAAGGAACGUCUGAAGAAGGAGAAGGCCGCCGCCGCUACUGCUGCUGCUGGCGCCACCUCUGCUGGUGCCGCUGCCGCUGCCACCAAGGAGCUUCCCGACCGUACCGCCGCCCCCAAGAAGGAGGGCGCUGCCGCCGAGGGCGGAAAGAAGAAGGAGAAGAAGGAGAAGGCGCCCAAGCAACAGAAGCAGGCUCCCGCCCCCGCCCCGCUGUCCCCCUCCCUCAUCGACCUCCGCGUCGGCCACAUCCUCAAGGCCGUCAACCACCCCGACGCCGACUCCCUGUACGUGUCCACCAUCGCCAUGGGCGACAAGGCCGGCGACGACACGACCGAGUACGAGGGCCAGGUCUGCCGCACCGUGUGCUCCGGCCUCAAUGGCCUCGUACCCCUCGAGGAGAUGCAGGGCCGCAAGGUGGUCGUCGUCUGUAACCUCAAGCCCGUCAAGAUGCGCGGCAUCAAGUCGUCCGCCAUGGUCCUCGCCGCCUCCCCCCGCCUCAAGGAGGGAGAGGCCGACGACCACAAGGGCCCCGUCGAGCUCGUCACCCCGCCCGAGGGCGCCGUCGCCGGCGAAAAGGUCUUCUUUGAGGGCUGGAACGGCGACGCCGAGGGCCAGCUCAACCCUAAGAAGAAGGUCUGGGAGACCAUCCAGCCCGGCUUCACCACCACAGACGACCUCGAGGUCGCCUUUGACGCUGCCGUCGUCGAGCAGCUCGGCAAGUCUGGCCUCGGCAAGCUCGUCACCCAGUCUGGCGGUGCCUGCACCGUCAAGACUCUCAAGGGCGCCGUGGUCAGGUAA